CGGCGCGUUUCACAACUCACAGCUCCCCGUGGAAGCAUCGCACACUCCUUGGAGGACGUUUCCUUUCCUUCUUUCUUCCACGUCCCGACCACUUUUGGAAUUUUAAAGCGUUUAACUUUAACUUUGGGAAAAAACAGCAGCAGCCAACAACUAGGCGAGGAAUUGGGUGACGAUAUGUUGAAGGAAGGAUCCCACGCCUGAAGACACAACCCCGCAUGUCGGCCGUGUGUGUGUUGCGUCACCGUGACUCUGACAUCACAGAUGGAGCGGCUCUGACCCGCCGGGGUGACGUCAUGGUUCUGGACCGAGCCGUCGACACGAGCCCGAUGGACAUCUCCAAGAUCUUCUCCCUGCUGCGGCCGCGGGACGAGGAGGACGAGGCCGGCGGGCCGCUCCGGGCCCUGAUGGAGGCCGUGGGCGCCGACGACGCGGUUCUGCUCGCCGAGCUCCUGACCCGGGAGAACCACAGGAGGUCCAUCAACGCCCGGAGCGGCUGGGGGGUCCCCGUGACCCCCCUACGAAGCGCCGCCGCCCUGGGGCACCUGAGGUGCCUGGAGGUGUUGUUGGAGCACGGCGCCGAGAUCGACGUCCUGGACGUGAAGGCCCAGACGCCGUUGUUCUCCGCCGUCAGCGGGAGGCAUCUGGACUGCGUGGCGGCGCUGCUGAAGGCCGGCGCCGACCCCAACGGCAGCCCGCACAACAACUGCCCCCCGGUGCUGACGGCGGCCCGCGAGGGCGACGCCGCCGUCCUCCGGGAGCUGCUGCGCUUCGGCGCCGAGGCGGACGCCGGGUCCCGGGCGGUACCCGAGUGGGCCUCCGGCGCCGCGGCCCGCCGGGGCGCCCUGUACAUCUCGGCGGCGUACGGACACCUGGGCGGCUUCAAGCUGCUGCUGCUCCACGGCGCCGACCCGGACUACAACUGCACGGACCGGAAGGCGCCGGGCCGGGUCAAGCGGGCCAAGACGGUGCUGGAGGCGUGUCUGCACUACGGCUGCGGGGCGGAGUUCGUCCGGCUGCUCGUCGACUUCGGGGCCGACGUGUUUCUGCCGGCGCUGAGCGGCGGCGAGGCGGCGGAGCAGAACGAGGCGCUGGCGCUGCUGCUCGGGGAGAGAGCUUGCCCUAAAACUCUGAUGUCUCAGACUCGGCUGGCCAUCCGGAGGCUCCUCCCCCUCGGCGACAAAGAGCCCGCCAUCGACAUGUUGGAUGUUCCUUUGAUCCUGAGGAACUAUUUGAAGCAUCAGACCUCUGAACACGUAUGAUGCUCACCGGGGCGUCACAACAUACGUGGCCAGUGACGCAUUAUUUUUAUACCUCGUUUCUGAUUGGACGAUUGAUUUCUAGCUUAGUACAAAAGGUCACCGAACUAUCCUGUAAAGACUUGUUUUUAUUAUUAACGUAUAAACGUUGAAAUGUG
Pseudoliparis swirei is the source of this 1414-nucleotide messenger RNA. Its product is annotated as ankyrin repeat and SOCS box protein 12-like. Gene Ontology annotation, molecular function: protein binding. The transcript is spliced from 4 exons. Bases 216 to 1259 code for a protein of 347 amino acids. The record is from RefSeq and is a predicted model, not a curated record. Lineage: Eukaryota; Metazoa; Chordata; Actinopteri; Perciformes; Liparidae.